AUGACGGUGAAACCAUUUAACGCUUGUCGGAACGAGACAAUAGCAUCAAUUUCAUCAACCCUUCCACCUGAAGCAACUACAACGUUCACGGCAAGACCCAUGACCAUAAAGGAGCCUAAAGAGGCAUCGAGAAAUUCCGUAAAUGACAUAGCAACAUGCCUAGAGCGUUUGAUUCAUCCCAGCUCGCCGGUCCUAGAUGCGGAAGCCAACGCCGCUUCUUUGGUUCGCCGAGAAACACCGGAUGAGAGUUUGUUGGCCCGCUUAGUCUCCGAGACUUCGGAUGAGCGGUACCGAUGCCCAUUAUCCUCGCCAUUACUGCAGCCGGCUCCUGUGUUGCUACAGCCACUGCUCGCAGAACCUAAGGUCGUCCCAAGGCGUGUUUCCAGGGGGCCUAAUGAACUUGGGCACAUAACAGGAGCGGAAUCCAAAUCAGGAGAUGCGUCGACAUUUGGACUUAAGCCUAUGUCGCCACUUGAUUCUACUUCGAGGAUAAGGCCGGAGCCGAAAAUCCUUCGGAGUGAACAACAUGAGCUCAGGACAGGAGCUGUGUCAAGAUUUGAGGCAGUAGCAGAAUGUGAUUUUUCGUCUGGACAUGCUGAACUUGCUUGGAUCUCGCGCAAGCAGCUCGAGGUCUGUCUAGCGGAGGCCGAAGCGUUCGUAUCGAGGCAUACUAACUGUGAGCUGGCCAGAUUUAUGUUUUGCUUGGUUAAGAGCUAA
Messenger RNA from Protopolystoma xenopodis, 717 nucleotides. Lineage: Eukaryota; Metazoa; Platyhelminthes; Monogenea; Polystomatidea; Polystomatidae. The record is from the annotation of a GenBank genome assembly.